Molecule: messenger RNA, 3993 nt
Organism: Naegleria gruberi
Lineage: Eukaryota; Heterolobosea; Eutetramitea; Acrasida; Naegleriidae
Exons: 2
Coding region: 1-3993 (1330 amino acids)
Biological process (GO): proteolysis
Molecular function (GO): protein binding; serine-type endopeptidase activity
Source: RefSeq, a predicted model, not a curated record
AUGCUCGAAGAACAGAAUAAUAAUAUUCAUCAACAAGAUGAUGCUGCGGUUGCGGAAUUGAAAAAACAAAGACAAUCAUAUGUUAGUUAUAUGAUUGUUGUUGCCUUAGUGAUUGCUAUUGCCACUGUUGGUGUUGUUUCUUAUUCAUUCAUUCCAUCAUUACUUUCAUCAAAAUAUAUUGGGAAGGAGAGCAAUAUUCCUCCUGCACAAGAUGUUGAGGAAUUUCUCAAGCUCAAGAUGAAAAAGUAUCCAAAUGGACCAACUAUCAAAUUUAAAUCCUUCAUGAACGAAGAGAAUACCAUCAGUCAAAAUGAAAUGUCUUUUGGAUAUUCAUUGACGAGUGAAAAUAAUCUUGCUUUGAGCAGAGCCAAAUUGUUGGCAUUGACCAAUGCUGUAAAACGUCAAUUACCAACAGGAGAGGAAAUUAUUGAGGAACCAAAACGUCAAUUCAUUGUCAAAUUGAAGAGCAAGAGUAUUUCCAAGGUUUCAAUCAUGAACAUGUUGGAAACAAGUUUAGAAAAGAAUGAAGAACCUGCCUUCACCAAGGACGCUGUCAAAUUUAACAAUAUUUUGGCACCAGGAGUUGUCUCUAUUGUUGCCAAGGCCAGUGACCUCUUGGAACAUAUUGGACAAGAUAAUUCCAUUGAAUGGAUUGGAGAAUAUGAAAAUAGAUUCAAGUCAACACUUAACUUUAAAAAGAUUCAACAAAAGGCUUCAGAAAUGAAGAGAAAUCCUCCAAAAGUUGAUAAUGCUAGAAGAAAUGUUUUCAAUGCAACCCAAAAACUUAGUUCAAAAUCUACACCUUUUGGUUUGGAUCCAAAUAUGGUGGAGGUGAUCAUUUCCCUCGUUCCAUCUCUUGAAGCAAUCAGAGCAGGUACUGAAAUGGAGGAAGCUGAAAACUUUGCCAAUCAAUUCAACAAGAUUCUUGCUGAAAGUUAUGUCUCUGGUAUUCAAUACAAACCAAUGAAAGUCCUCGAUCAAACCAAGUGUGGAUUGAGCUUCUCUCCUCUCAUUGCCUCUCGUGUUGGUGAUUUGUUGAUGGAAAAUCAAAAUGUUCACUUUAUCGAAAGAAAGCUCUUCCUCACUCUUCAAAACAGAUAUGCUCAAAAGUUGAUGCAAAACAUUGACCCAUCAGCUACCUCUCCAGAUUCACCAAUGUAUGCUUUAGGUAUUACUGGUACCAAUCAAGUUGUUGCUAUUGCUGAUACUGGCCUCGAUUUUGAUAACUGUUUCUUCUCUGAUAGUUCAAGACCAAUGACAUUUGAUACUAUGAACAGUCUCAGAAGAAAGGUUGUCUAUUACAAGACAACUUAUGCUGAUAAUUAUGAUGGAGUUGAUGGCCAUGGUACCCACGUUUGUGGUAGUGUUGCUGGUUCCAUCGAAAAUGCUGAUCUUAAUACUGGCUUGAACCAAUAUCAUGGUGUUGCUCCUGGAGCCAAGAUAUUCUUUACUGAUUUGGAAAAGACAUCACAACCAGGAUCCCUCAUGAUUCCUGAUCCAAUCUCUAACUUAUUCUCUGUUCCAUACAGUAUGGGGGCUAGAAUUUUCUCGAACAGUUUUGGGUGUGGCCCAGAAUCAUUGGUUGAUUGUGCUUACAAUUGCCAAUCUUGUAAAUUGAGAGUUUCAAUUCAAGGAUACGACGAAGGACAAGUUGUCACUAAUGAAGAUUGUAAGCUCAUUUUUGGUGUUCCAACAUGCUGCGAAGCUUGUAAUGUUUACAAUACUCAAUGUCAAGAUACUGACACAUUCUUAUGGAAUAAUAAGGAAGCCAUCAUCUUGUUCUCUCAAGGUAACUCUGGAGCAAUCUCUGAAUUUGGUAAUACAGGUUACCCAGCUGUCUCUAAGAACACAUUGACUGUUGGUGCUCAUCAAACUUCAAAUGCUGGUUAUGUUGAUGGUGUCAAUUACGACGAUUUCUUACACAAGAUGCAACAAGCUGGUUUGCCUUGGACAUCAACUGCAGAAUGCUGUGCCUACAGUGGAUACAACAAAGAUGAAGUGCGUGCAUACUGUUGCCCAUCAGCUAUUAAAACUGGUUAUUCAAGUCAACCAAACAAUUAUAAUGAAAACAAUUUAGCCAGUUUCUCUAGUAGAGGACCAGCCAUGGGAGGAAGAAUCAAGCCUGAUGUUGUCGGUGUUGGUCAAACAGUUAUUUCUACGCACUCUGAUGGUACAACAACAUCAAAGAAUUGUGGAACUCAAUCACCUCAACUCAAUAAUAAUGCUGCUCUUUAUUUACUUAGUGGUACUUCAAUGGCAACACCAAUCACAGCUGGUGCAGUGGCUCUUGUUCGUCAAUUCUUCCAAAAGACCUUGUCCAUUAGUAAUCCAAGUGGUACUCUUUUGAAGGCUGCUAUCAUUAAUUCUGCUUCACCACUUACUGGAACUGUUGCUUAUUCCAAUGACGAAACUUCAAGAUUCAAUAUCAAACAAAAAUAUGGAUCUCCAAACUUUUAUGACGGUUUUGGUAAGGUUCAAUUAGGUGGCCUCUUAAAUGACAAGUAUAACAAUCCAGUCACUUUGGUUUUCGCUGACAAUACAUUCACAUCCCAAGCUCAAACUGCUAGACUCUGUUUGAGAUUAAAGAAGACUGUUACUGCCAAAUCCGUUUUCAGAACCACAGUCACUUGGUACGAUUAUCCAGGAAGUACAUCUGUUCAAGGUGGUCUUGUUCAUGACUUGGAUAUUUAUGCCAAUACUUAUGUUCAAAGUCUCUCAACAGGAGCCACAUCAGGAUUGUCAAUUUUUAUUGCUAAUGGAAAGACAGAUUUCGGUGACUCUGAAAACAAUGUUGAAAAGCUUGAAAUUGAUCCAAUCACAAACCCAUCCAAUGCUGACUCUUCAUUAAUGCUCUCUAUCCAAAUCAUGAAUUUUGGAAUCAUGUCAGGACAAAGUCAAUCAUUCUCAUUCAUUUCCUCUAUUGCAAAUGGUUUCUGGGAGCAAUUAUCUCCUUCAGCAUGUAUCUUUAAGACUUCUUACGAUACAACUGCUAGUGUUCAAUCAACUGUGAAUGUUCCUCGAUCUGUUAAUGUUUCUGAUGUUUUGCCACCAAGCAAUAUUCAAAUCACUCGUGUCACACCAGAUACCAUCCAAUUGCAUUGGGAAAAGCCAAACCAAAUGGAUUACGAUUUCCAUGUAAUGUACGAUUCAACUGUUCUCAACACUAAGGACACUACAAUUUCAAUUACAGGUUUGAAGGCUGGUGUUUCUUACAAUUUGCACAUUUUCUCUUCCAUUGAAAAUGUUCUCUCAACAAAGGUUUCCAUGACUGUGAGUACAUUGUCUCCUCGUAUUGUUACUGCCACCUCUGGACAAUCAAUAACUUUGAGAUCAUCAAUGGUAUUCAACUUUGAAGUUCCACAAGGAGGUAAAAUGAUUGUGGAUAUGCCAGAUACUUUCAAGCUUGAAGAAACUAUUGCAAGAGGUCUUGUCGAUCCAAACUUUAACAUUCUCGAUUUGGGCACUGGAGAUUACCUUCAAUUUUCCACAAUGGAAAAGAAUACCACAGAUGGUAUUAUCCAAGUUACCUUUGCUCAAACAGUUCCUGUCACUGAGUGCGUUUUCACUAUUAAGGCAACCACCACAGCAAUCAGAGAUUUGGACAACUUUGCAAAUGUUAAGACAUUUGGUGUCGAUGGUUCACAAAUUGAAUUGAACACUCUCCCUCUUCCAAAAUUGAUCAAUCCAGAAAAUCCCAAUCCUAACAAUGAUUCCUUCACUCCAAUGCCAGUCAACCCAAGACCAAUCAUUCCAAGCUUUUCGUACGUCACCAACAAUACUGAAGAGGCUCUUCGUGGACUCUCCAUUUCUACAGGUGUUUUGGCAGGUGCUACAGCUCUUGCAUUGGUUGGUGUCCUUGUCAUUGGUAUUAUUCUUGUUUGGUUCGUUUGUAAGAAUAAGAGAAAACCAACCCAACAAACUGCAACUCCAAGUUCAAUGGUUGUCGAAGAAGACUCUUCUGUAUAUUAUAGAAAGGACCAAAGAUUGGAAUAA